CCUGGAGAGAUGGGAGAGGCGGGUCCCUCUGGAGAGCCAGGCGUCCCUGGCGAUGUUGGUGUUCCUGGUGAGAGAGGUCUGCCGGGACCCAGAGGAGCAACCGGCCCACUUGGUCUUCAGGGCCCGAUGGGAGCCCCCGGAGUCAGAGGUUUCCAGGGUCCCAAAGGUGCCGGUGGGGAGCCUGGCCUUCCCGGUCCAACUGGAAUUCGUGGAGAGUUAGGUGACAGGGGUCCUACUGGUGUUCCUGGUCCCAAAGGUAACCAGGGCAUUGCUGGAGCAGAUGGCCUCCCAGGUGACAAAGGAGAACUGGGUCCCUUUGGUCCCCCUGGCCAAAAAGGAGAGCCAGGAAAAAGAGGAGAACUUGGUCCAAAAGGUGUCCAAGGACCUAACGGGACAGCCGGAGUGCCAGGGAUCCCAGGACACCCAGGGCCCAUGGGCCAUCAGGGGGAGCAAGGCGUUCCCGGCGUCACGGGAAAACCGGGGCCUCCUGGCAAAGAGGCCAGUGAACAACAUAUAAGAGAACUGUGUGGGGAGAUGAUAAAUGAUCAAAUUGCACAGCUAGCUGCUAACCUGAGAAAGCCCUUGUCUCCCGGAAUGACGGGUCGGCCCGGGCCGGCCGGUCCCCCAGGGCCGCCUGGAGCUGCGGGCAGCGCUGGGCACCCUGGUCCUCGUGGUCCCCCGGGGUACAGAGGGCCAACAGGAGAGCUUGGCGAUCCCGGUCCCAGAGGUGACACUGGCGAGAAGGGAGAUAAAGGACCUGUUGGUCAAGGCAUUGACGGGCCUGACGGCGAUCAAGGACUUCAAGGACCGCCUGGUGUACCUGGAAUUACUAAAAAUGGUCGUGAUGGUGCUCAGGGUGAACCCGGUCUUCCAGGCGAUCCCGGUACUCCUGGUGCUAUUGGGGCUCAGGGAACUCCAGGAAUAUGCGACACGUCGGCUUGCAUGGGAGCUGUUGGAGUAUCAACUUCCAAAAAAUCAUAAAACAACAGUACAAGAAGUGGAGAAGUGACUGAAUAUUUAAAUAAACAGUGCAUUGUAAGAAAACAGACAGAACCCUCCUAGUGAUAAACGGACAAAUGUUCCUUCUAUUAUAUUAAGUGGAGACUUUGACACAGUUCUAUGAAAAAGAAAGCAUCAGAUGAAAACUUUUAAUUAAAGGUGCUCUCCUCCCCCCAGUUAUUUUCCAGAAUUUUUACUGCUAAACCACCUCACCUUCCCUUUCUCCCUUUGUUCAAGAGACCCGCAAGAGGAAGCACUGGUCCUUUGUACCGUUACGCCCCCCGAACUCUGUACUAAAGAUCGCGACUUCGCUGUAUAAACGUUUGAGCCUUCUCAGCUGAGUUC
Pelecanus crispus (Dalmatian pelican) is the source of this 1344-nucleotide messenger RNA. NCBI's taxonomy places the organism in Eukaryota, Metazoa, Chordata, Aves, Pelecaniformes, Pelecanidae. The record is from RefSeq and is a predicted model, not a curated record.